Messenger RNA from Cygnus atratus (black swan), 6552 nucleotides. RefSeq names its product Cdk5 and Abl enzyme substrate 2 (gene CABLES2). The record is from RefSeq and is a predicted model, not a curated record. Gene Ontology annotation, biological process: regulation of cell cycle. The transcript is spliced from 11 exons. NCBI's taxonomy places the organism in Eukaryota, Metazoa, Chordata, Aves, Anseriformes, Anatidae. Bases 2294 to 3604 code for a protein of 436 amino acids.
GCGACAGAAGAGGAUUGCAUCACUCGCCGCGGGCACUGGGAAUCGGGGGGACACGGCCUCACAGCUGUGGACGGUGCCAGGAGAAACCAGGGCUCCCAGCUGAAGCUGCUGUAGCCGGAAUAAAAUCUUUACAGGUCACAAUUCUGAUGUACCAGUGGGGCCAACAGCUCGAGUCAGAUGUGGCUGGCAGGUUUGGGAUGCAAGAGGGGAGUCGAAGGAGAUGGAUGAGCCAGCGAGGAGUGGUCUGAGAUGUACGUGUGUGAGAUGGCGAAGCAGAGAGGAGCUGGCAGUAGACACCUGAGCACGGGGACAGAGCAGCACGGGACUGCAGGAGGGGUGCACAGCACCCAGGCUGGAGAAUUUGUACAGAAAGUCCUCGGGCUUUGUCUUCAUACCAGCAGUUCCUCCAACUGGAAGCCUGUUCCUUUGGUUCCCAGACUAAAUAUAAUCAUGACCUGCUUAUCUUUGCUUGAGUUUGGGCCAUGAUUUUGCAAAAAUCUAACACCCAGCCCACGUAUGUACUUGAAAUGCUGUCUCAUAUCAGAUGCUUAGACCAAAUCCUGCAAUUCUUGCACGUAGGAAAAAAACUCCCAGUGACUUUGGUGACCCUAUUCCCCAUAUAAUGUUGCAAUAAGGGCUUGGAGGCUUGGCCCACUGCAGACCAGCUCCUUAUUCCAGCAGCUCCUGCCUUCUCAGCCAUGUACCCACAUAGUCCAGCCGUUAGUCCAGCAGCAGCAUGAGGUGAGUUACGUACUGGAGAUUCAAAGCGGUGCUUUCCAUCCCUGCAAUAAUGCUGCUGUAAAUGCAAAACCGCCUGCCUUCACGUUUGUCCUGGGGCUCUGCAGAAGUUAAGAUUCAAGCACGCUCCAGCUGAGAACUUACAAAAUAGCAGCAGGGGGUUUGCAUCACCAGCAAGUUCGGUCACAGCAGAGCUCUGGCUUCCUCCGUCCCCCUGCCGCGGUGCUUCCCUCGCUGCAGGAAGCAGCGCGGGAGGAAAGGUUGCUCUGGGUUGCACCCAGCCCCUGCCCUCGGUGGAAGUGCUGCUGACGUGCCGCCCAUCCGUUUCGGCAGCGGGUUCCUUGAAACAUAGCACCGUGCCCACUACAGUCUCACACCGUGAGCUCAUACGCUUGUCAGAUGGAGAUGAAAGCUCCCCAGCACUAACAGCAGCAACACUCAAACCUCUGAAUUCAGCUUUGAAGAUAGCAGCCCACAAAGCUACGGAGGCUGGCUCCUUUCUGCUUCAUCCUGUGCUGACUCAGUGGGACGAUUUACAUCCUACAGCUGUUUUUACAAGGAAAGAAUGAAAAAAACAUCAUUUUUUUUUACUAGAUUCUUGGGUUCUCAAGAACUGUUUGCAGAAAGCCUGGCUAAGUUUCCAUGCCCAUUUAUCCCUUGGCUUAUUUGAUAAGCUUUCCAGCAGGAAAGAUUUUAAUUCCUUUUUAUGCCAAAUUAUUUUUUCACAGCUGUGACAUGCGAUGAUUCCGCCCAAUAAUUUAGGCUCAAAAUUUGACCUAUAUUGAAUGUCGUAAGAUGCUAAGGAUGUUCUUAGGAUUUUAAGGGGAGACUUUGUACUGCACCGUAUUAUUUUAAUAGCUUUUAAUGAAAGCCUACAAGAAAACAGUGUAUGUUUCCAAUCUUAUUACUAUUAGUAUUAAGUACUGUUAAUACUAUAAGACAAACAUUGAUGUCCUACUUGUAACUGUAUGUAACAACAAAAAUAAAAGGAUCUUAUGAAACAGUCAUAUGAAAAGACUUAGCACCUGUGUGCAUUUUAUCAGACAGUUUCAAAAUCUGUUCUUUAUUCCAUUCCCACAUUUCAGGUCAUACCAUUAAACAUCAGUUUGACUGCUGGUGGAAAAUGUGAACAAUUUUUAGAAGAUGUCACGUAGCUUUUUUAAAACCAGGACCCUGGCUGGCAAAAGCAAUUAUCAUUCCGCGGGUCUAGCAUUGCAAACACACAAACUCCUGCCUAACUAUAAAUGUCUCAGUAGUCCCCUGCUCACGGCACAUUGGGGCUCUUGCCUGCAGCAUCGGGAGCACCCACUGCUUGGAGCAUGCAUGAGAGGAAGCACAGCGUGGCUGCAGGGCCAGGCAAUCUGUGGGGCCACCAGCGCCCAUCCUGCUGUGCACGGCACCAGCAGCUUUGUCGCUCUUGCAAAACUCAGGUCACAUCUGCAGGGCCCAGCAACGUCCUCCAAGGGUGGCAGAAAGGGCACAGCUCCCCUACUUGGCAAGCGCUCGGAGCAUCAUCCCGGGACGUGGCAGACAUCAGCUCAAGUGCCUAAGGGGUAUGUUUACUCUGUGCAGUAUAAACACGAGCCUGGGAAGCAGUGUGCCGCGCAGACACGUCUUGAGUCACUCUGUGGAGAUAAUACCAAGUUUAUGUUCCUCCAGAUCCCCACCGAGGCUUCUCCAGGUCCGCCUUUCCCAUAUACGGCCCCGCUCAGCACCGCACUGCCUCAGCUUUGCUUUGGCAGCCUGGGAGCACGGCCAUUCAUCGCUGGGAGCAGGUUUCGGGUGCUGUCGAAGGCGUUUUAUCUCCCAGCGCUGCUCUCUAGACUUUUUAGAAGACAUAGUGGAAUAUGCCAGUGUACAAAGAACCAAGAAUAUAUCUGGGUCUCCGAGGCACAAAAGUUUGAAGAAGAUGCACUUCAUCAAGAACAUGAGGCAGUAUGACACAAAAAACAGCAGGAUAGUAUUAAUCUGUGCUAAACGAACACUGUGUGUGGCUUUUUCGAUCCUACCUUACGGGGAGACUUUACGAAUCAGUGAUCUAAAAAUGGAAGGACAGAAGCAGCGACAUCCUUCUGGGGGAGUUUCAGUCUCCACUGAGAUGGUCCUUGGAAUGGAAGGAGUAGAGCUAGGUGCUGACGGCAAGGUUGUGUCCUAUGCAAAAUUCCUGUAUCCAACCAAUGCCCUAGUUGUUCGUAAAGCUGACAGCCACAGCGCCGUUCCUUCAUGUCGAGCUAGUGCUUCACGGAGUCUUCCUGGAUCAAGAUACAAACCUGUGACAGCAAAAACUAUUCCAGCAGGAACAGAGCUUGGAAGUGAAGCUGGGGAAGCAGCAGAGUACGAUCCAAAUCUUCUGGAUGACCCUCAGUGGCCCUGUGGAAAACACAAACGUGUUCUCAUCUUUGCUUCUUACAUGACAACAGUCAUAGAAUAUGUGAAGCCCUCAGACCUGAAGAAGGAUAUGAACGAAACCUUUAGAGAGAAGUUUCCUCAUAUCAAGUUGACACUGAGCAAAAUUAGGAGUUUAAAGAGAGAAAUGCGGAAUCUGAGUGAAGAAUGCAAUCUGGAGCCAGUUACUGUGUCCAUGGCUUACGUUUACUUUGAGAAGCUCGUUCUCCAAGGCAAACUUAACAAACAGAACCGCAAACUGUGCGCUGGUGCUUGCGUUCUGCUUGCAGCCAAGAUCAGCAGUGAUCUCAGGAAACACGAAGUCAAACACCUUAUAGAUAAAUUAGAAGAGAGAUUCAGAUUCAACAGAAGAGAUCUCAUUGGUUUUGAAUUCACCGUUCUUGUAGCUUUGGAACUGGCUCUCUAUCUUCCUGAAAACCAGGUUUUACCUCAUUACAGACGGCUCACACAACAGUCUUAACCAAAGCUACUUUCCAGCUGAUAGCGUCACUGAACACGGUUGCUGAAGUUGCUGCUGGCCUUUCUGUGCCACUGUGUGCAUCCUGCUAUGGCUACAGCUAGUUUUGAAGUCUGCGACGUGUGUGUGAACUGUCAGCGUGUGCAUUAUGGACACACAUGCCAAGACUGGGAGAUGGUACGAGAAGAGUUGUUGAACUUUAUUUUCUUUCGGACAUUUGAAGCACAAAUAUUCACCAGUUAGCUGUUAUGGCUGCUGAUUAUUCCUUAUUUAUCUUUUCAGUUUUACUAAAACUGUUCUUCCCUAUGAAGAAUCCUACGGUAUUGUUUCUUUUUUUUAAGCCUUUAUUGUAUUCCUCGAAACUAAAGGAAGCAUCACUUCCAUUCCAGUGCACCAUAAAGUUCAGAUGUUUCCAAGAAUCUUUUUGCAUUUUUACAUUAGUGAAACACAUACUUUAUUUUUUUUUGAAGAUGUGCCUAAAACUGGCUGGUCUGGUACCAGUACUUUUUAAGUUAGUUAUGUUAUUUAGUGGGAAAUUCUGAAUUUAUAUAGCCAUUUAUUCUUUACCUGCAUUGGCCUUGCAUAUAAGGAAAAUAGUUCCAGUAUAUCUGCACUAAUGAUACACGGGGCAUCUAUACUAUAUAGCUAGAUUGAAAUUACUGUUUCAAUUUAGUUAACUAUAGUAUUUUAAGAUUAUACACUUUAUUUAAAAAGUAAAGAUUGAUUCAAAAUCUGUCAUGAAAUACCACCUGUUGAACAAGGUAGCUGCAAAGUGAUUGCCAUCCUAAUCCACUCUUAAAUGGAAGAUGAGUGCUUUUAACUAAGAACAACUUGCUGUAAAAUGUAUAAUUUCUGUUUUUGAUUUGUUUGUGUUUUGUAGUCUGAAAUAAGCACCUUUUUAGUAUGACUGUAUUAUAUAUGGUCUUAGUGCUCUGAGCAAGUACGUAAGUCAGUGGAGCUAUUCCUGCCAAACUAAGCCAGUGAAACAAAGCAUGCUCAAUAUUUAAAAUGCUACUUUUUAAAACUCCGUUCUUCCAAGCAUUGCGUCACUGUGAUGGUCCUCAAAACUAGCAUUUGUUGCACAUCGGAACAGCCACUUAACAGCUGGUGCCAGGCAGCAUUCUAAUGCUUAUGCCAGAGGUUAAAUAACUUCUUUGACCAUUGGCUAUUCCUUCAUUUAUUUUUAAAAUAUCCAGGUUGGGAAUGAACUCUGAUUAUGUGUGGAACCUUCUGUGACAUUGGCUCUUGGUUUUGUUUUCUGAAGCAAUAUUAUGAUACAAGUAACUGUCUAUUUGCAAGAAACAAAACUGAUGCUUGGCUGUUAUGACUGAGAAAUUUGUAAUUUGUUUGACUCCCAAAUGAAAUACUAGACCUCAUAAGGUUACCUGCUAUCUAAUAUGUAAAGUAAUGUAAAUUGCUGUUCCUUGUAUUAAAUGUUGGUUUUAGGCAAAAACAAAGCUGGAUCUUUGUUCUUCAGCUGUGUUUUGCCUAAAGCUGAUUAGUCGUCAUUAGAGUUGCACCAAAACUAUACUGGAGCCCUUUCCUCUUUAAGUAGGGCUCAAAAUGUAUCUUUUCAUAUAAUAACUACAGUGACUAUCAAAUCUUUUGUAACUGUGUUCAACUGUGUGUAGCUUCAAGUUAUUUGUGUAAACUUAAUAUGGUUCUGACUUCUCUUUAACACAGAAGGACUUUCCAGUCUCUGUAAGUGAGAUGGUAGGCGUUAAGUUAGACAAUAACCUUGCCAGUUAUCUUCCAAAAGGUUUAGAAAAAUGUCUACUAGUUCAGCUUUCUACUGAAUAUAACUGUUAUCGCAUGCAAGAAAUAGCAAUGUACUAAACAUCUAGAAUAUAGAGAGCGUUGAAAUUAGAAAAAUGUGGUAAACACAACGAAAGUGGUCCACCACUUCCUAUACUCAUUGUGUGAGGGGAAAGAGCUAGAACUGAGUAAAGAAACUCCUCACAAGGUAUCUCCAGAAAUAGUAAAACACUUCAUUUAGUGUAAAUGAAGUCGCAAAAUGUCCUUCUUUGGAGACUUCCUUCUAUUUAGUGUAUAAAGUUUUCUGUAGCAACUUUCUCAGACAUCUAGAGAAAAAUGUAUUUAUUUUUGGAACAGUUCAGUCUCUAUUCAGUGGAAGUUUGUCUAGUUGCAGUGGGCAUUUGGGCAAGAGAUCCCCUCCCAGAAUGGAAGGUAUGGUUUCACAUGAUAAAUGGGAAAGCUUUGGGGUUUGGUUAUUUAGUUUGCAUUUUCUUCAGAAGAACAGCUUAGGGUAAGGAAUACUAAAUGCCAGAACGCUGAAUGCUGUUUAAAGGUAACUGUGAACGUUGGCUCAGGCCCACACAGCAUUGCUGAGCUCGGAAGCUCGGGACACCAUGAAGCAAACGCUGUCCUGGCGCUUCUCAAACGGGCAGGGGCAGUGUUUGAGCAGCGCUGUAGGAUGCGGGCCUCUGGCUGACAGCAUCCAGCUGCUGGGCCUGCGACUUGUAAAUUGGUACCGCUGUCGUGGUGCCUCUGCAGGAGCUGUCACUUCUGCAGGGUAUGCAAGCUGUGUGUGUCUGUUAAUUUCUCUGUAGCUAGAGUGUAGUUUGCAGUCCUGUUCAAUUCUGCCUGUGUGGUAAUAUUUAUCUUCUCACCUAAAAGCUGCCACCAUGUGGCAAGGGACUAUUCCUACAUUACCAAUUAAUAAACUGAGAGGGGGACCCUCACGAAGUGUGUUCACCGGCAUUUCUUCUCCCCAAGGAGCUCCUGUUACUUCAGAGGGAAGCAGCAAGUGCCCCAUGAAGAUGACAAGAGCGAGAUGUUCCUGUCUACACCCGACUCCGUUACGGUUUCUGUCCUAGUGUGUUAUUUAAGUUCCUCACUUGCUGCCCGUUCCCUAUUCCUCCCUGUCCAUGCCCUUGUGAACCCACGAUGCUGUGAAAUAAACCCGUUUUUAUACGUGUUUUGUAACCAAA